CCCGCCGUCGACGCGGCAGGGAUCGUCGGCGGCGCUUCCUUUCCUGCACGCUCUUUCGUGUCUAGGGCAAAGACCGCCCUGCACUCCGCCGCGGCCCGAGCUGAGAAAGUCCUCACCGAGAUCAAGGCGGACUUGAAGAAUGAUCGUGAUGUCGAUUUGCACGGAAAGAAGGAUUUCAAGAAAAUGGAGGGCCGGGUAUCCGCUGGAGACGAUGGAAUUAGCAAGCCAAGGCAUGAGAUUUCUGAAGCAUGCUCUGCUGCAAGCCAAUAUGUAAAUAGUUUCUCUAACAAGUUAACAAUUCCUCCAGCUUCUGUUCUAAGGCGGCUCGCUGAAGCUUAUGAGGCUGGGAAAAAUUUUCUAUGCUCAAGAAAUCUUUUGAAUUUAGUUGAGGAUCCAUUGCUAACCAAGGAAAAAUCCGGCUUGAGCUUUUCUGCUGUUAAGUCCUUGGUUCUUCGUGAAAAGGAUGACAAUUCAUUUUCUGAUUUUUCUGAUGAUGAUGAGCUUCACUCCAAGAUACAGUUUUUAUUUGAUUUAGAGAAACCGUAUGCCCAUACGAAUUGUGGUUCUGGUUUAACUUCCCUUCCCGUCACAUUUAUGCAUAAGGACAUUAGAGGCGCACCACCUGAGAGCUUUGCAGUCAAACUUGCUGAAGUUAUUGGAGGCUUCAAAUCCCUUCAGAAAAUGGCACUUUUUUGGGGUUGGGUUAUCGCUGAACUUAGGAGACGAUGGUCUGAAGGAUUACCAGUUCCACGAAUGUCACUGGAUGCAAAUCCUGAUUUAGACUCUUGUCGGCUGCAUCAGCAAUUGCAGCUGGUUAAUUGUUGUAUUUCUAGGAAGCUAAAGCGAAAUGCUGCUAUUGAGUCGUUGGAUUCUGUAAUAAGGGAAGCUAGUCUAGCCAAAAAUGAUUUGAUUUACUCCCCUGAGAAGUUAAAUAGCAUGAGAUAUGCUAGACUCAUCACUGGAGAGUAUAUUCUUAGACUUGGGGUUGAUCAUCUUUCUGAAAAUUUAACAAUGUUGGAAACUGGCGAACCCAUAUGUCAUCCAGUUACACAGGAGGGUCCCAUCUUAACAGAAGAGUUUAUUAAAGAAACUGAGGAACUAGUGCUGCGUACUGGCAGUUUUGGUGCUGGAUGUUCUCAGCUGCUCUCCGACAUGCAAGCUUUCAAGGCUGCAAAUCCUGGUUGUGCUUUAGAAGACUUCAUAAGGUGGUACUCUCCCCCAGACUGGACAGAAAUUGACUCAAAUUGUGAGGCUUAUGAUUCGGCUGAUUUAGAAGGCUCAUCAAGACGUGGCAGACUAAGUAAAAGAAUGCUGAAAGAAGGUAACUUAUGGCAAGAAUUGUGGAAAUCUGCUAAAGCACUGCCUGCUGUUCUGCAAACACCAGUUUUUUAUGAAGAUUUAGCUGUUGAAAGCAUAUUCACCACCUUGGAGGACAUUCGACCUUCUGAGCUUUUUGGGCAGCUUUUUGUGUCCAUGCUCUGCGCAGCCUUCACAAUUGCAGAAGCUUCCAUUUCCCCAGACAGCAGCAAUGUGUCAAAAAUUUUCUAUGAUUGUAAAGAUUGGGUUGUUACAACUUGCCAAAAUGGCAUUUCAAGUGACAAUAUUGGCGAUAUCUGCAAGGUAUAUGAAACGUUAGAGACAAUCAUCACCCAUCCGGAAGAAGCCAUCACCAUUUUGGAUCAAACAGAAGAGACCGUAAAUGAGGAGCCAAAAAAUCGUUUUAGAAGAAUGAAUCUCAAUUUCAUGAAGAAAGAUACCACCAAUUUAUUGCGGAAAAAUCCUCCAAAUAAGGGAGAGAAGAAAUCCAAGGAGAAACAAAGGCAUGUGUUCUCCCACCUCUUUGAUAAGAAAUCUUUAUUUUCAAUGCGACAGCCAAAGCUUAAACCACCUUCAAAUUCUGAGUCAACUCUGGAAGUCUGUGAUUGGACAGUCGUAUAGAUAGAAAAAGAAAUGGAUUAAAUUUGUCUUUUGAGACUAAAAUGACCUCAGAUUAUAUAAAAAGUUUAGUUAGUUUCCAGAUUUAUUUAAAUAGAAAUCAAAAUAGUUACUUAAAAAGGAUUGUUUUUGAUUCAAUUUAAAUAGUCUGGAAUUAAAUUAGCCUUUUUUUUU
Molecule: messenger RNA, 2109 nt
Organism: Phalaenopsis equestris
Lineage: Eukaryota; Viridiplantae; Streptophyta; Magnoliopsida; Asparagales; Orchidaceae
Exons: 13
Biological process (GO): positive regulation of GTPase activity
Molecular function (GO): GTPase activator activity
Source: RefSeq, a predicted model, not a curated record